Messenger RNA from Punica granatum (pomegranate), 1263 nucleotides. NCBI's taxonomy places the organism in Eukaryota, Viridiplantae, Streptophyta, Magnoliopsida, Myrtales, Lythraceae. The record is from RefSeq and is a predicted model, not a curated record.
GUUCUUCUUCUUCGUCGUCUCCUUCUUCUGGGGGAGCUUGAUUGUCCACAGUACUGAGCUGACACGAGACGAGAACUCUGCGGGCCUCCUCGAAUCAAGCUGAUUCGCCAACCGGUUGACGGCGCAGGAGGGAGAUGGGGACCCUGGGGAGAGCAAUUUACACCGUCGGGUUCUGGAUUCGGGAGACGGGCCAGGCGAUCGAUCGGCUCGGCUGCCGCCUCCAAGGGAACUACUACUUCCAGGAACAAUUGUCGAGGCAUCGGACUCUCAUGAAUGUAUUUGAUAAAGCGCCGGUCGUGGAUAAGGAUGCAUUCGUAGCUCCUAGUGCUUCUAUCAUUGGUGAUGUUCAAGUGGGGCGUGGAUCAUCUGUCUGGUAUGGCUGCGUUUUAAGAGGUGAUGUCAACAGCAUCAGUGUUGGAUCUGGAACCAACAUACAGGAUAACUCCCUUGUGCAUGUUGCAAAGUCCAACCUCAGCGGCAAAGUAUUGCCAACUACCAUUGGCGACAAUGUUACUGUUGGUCAUAGUGCUGUCUUGCAUGGUUGUACUGUUGAGGAUGAGGCUUUUGUUGGUAUGGGAGCUAUACUUCUUGAUGGUGUUGUUGUUGAGAAACAUGCAAUGGUUGCUGCUGGAGCACUUGUGAGGCAGAACACAAGGAUCCCUGCUGGCGAGGUGUGGGGAGGCAACCCUGCUAAGUUCUUGAGGAAGCUCACAGACGAAGAGAUAGCCUUUAUUUCUCAGUCGGCUACGAAUUAUGCCAACCUAGCUCAGGUCCAUGCCUCAGAGAAUGCAAAACCAUUCGACGAGAUUGAGUUCGAAAAGGUUCUCCGCAAGAAGUACGCUAAACGGGACGAAGAUUACGACUCAAUGCUGGGAGUUUUACGUGAAACUCCUCCAGAACUUAUCCUACCAGACAACGUCAAGGCCCCACAAAAAUGAGAUCCCCGUAAGUCCAACCCCUUGUUUUUCUUUCUUCCAUUUUUUGCUAUCCAGAUCGAGAGAUUUAAUGCCAAGGGAUAUAUGUUGUGAUGUGCAAAAGGCCAUUUGCCUACAUAAGGGAUCCUUUUGUUUCUCAAUAAUCACCAGAAAAAUGUUUGGGACUCUGGUUCUGGUUCGCUUUCCUUUCACCUCUGCUCAUCACGCGGAGUUUGGAGACACCAUUUUUCUGCUUCAGGAGAAAAACCUUGUGACGUGAAGCUGCAUGUAUGUUGAUAUUAAAGUCUCUUCCGUUCCUAGAUUUAUGUAUGGUACUCCGAUUUCAAUC